AUGAAGUUUUUCUUGUGUUGCGGGUCUGGGGCUCGGCAGCGGCAGCAGCAGCCACCGGAGGAGUCGAGAUUGCUGGUGGUGCCACAAGCUCGCCCCAUCAUUGGGCGGAAGCGGGGAAGGGAGAGGCGUUGUAGGGUUCUUGAUUGGAGACCUUCUCUUUCAUCAAUUUUGGAGGAUAACGUUUUGCCGGAGAGGAAUCAGUUACAACCACCGCCGCCGCAGAGCCUUAGGAGGAAGGGUGGUGGUGCAUCCAUUUCAGCUCGAGAUCGUGCGCAUUCUUCGCAUCAAAAUGGUGUCAGUGUCCCUGUCGCAAUAGCUAGGGGCUUAAGCUUUCUGCCCAACUUGUCUAAUAGAAUAGCUGCUUAUAAGAAUGCAGGCAUUUCUGCAGCAUGUCAUCUAUGGAUGUUUUCUCCGGGUGUUAGAGACUCUGGCGACUUGACCGGAGUUCAGGUUGAGUGGGGUCCAAAGAUCCACAGUCUGACUUUGUCGACUGUGGUUUCUUGUUUGUACUUCACCGGGAUUGGAGGCUUUUAA
Molecule: messenger RNA, 534 nt
Organism: Fraxinus pennsylvanica
Lineage: Eukaryota; Viridiplantae; Streptophyta; Magnoliopsida; Lamiales; Oleaceae
Source: the annotation of a GenBank genome assembly